AUGAAAGGCAACAUGCAAGACUCCAAUCUUGUUGUCGAUAUUACAGUUCACCGAGCAAGCGGGCUUCCAGCUCUCAAAACCUGGGGCGGCGAAAACAGGGCGUUUUACGUCACAAUCGAUGGCAGCACGAAAGCGAAGAACAAGAAGAGGACCAAGGCAGUGCGUAGUACUGAACAUUGUGUGGAGUGGGAGGAGAAACUGAGUGAUGUCACACUACGUUCUCAUUCGCCUUUGACGCUAAUUAUGCACGCAAAACAUCGGGUUCGCGAUAUCAUGAUCGGAAAACUGGUAGUUGAGGCUAUAUCCACUGCAAGGGAGGCCACAUUCACUGUCAUGACUAUCAACGGGCACGAGCUAAAAAUUAUCCUCACCAUCAAAGUUCAUGAAAGCCGAUCUAAACCUGUCGAUCCUGUAACUCUAAAUGGACCAAGUGUUUUACCGCUUGACUCGAUGAUAAAAGAGACCGAAUCAGCACUGGAUAACGCUGAUAGAACCGUCAAGGCAAUCAAUAUCCACGAUGAGUGGAGGGGUGUGGUUGAGAACGUUCAAUGGGUUAUGCAGACAGUGAAAGAUGUGGCAGAAAUUCACCCGUAUACUGAAUUGGCCUGGGGUAUUCUUUCUGCAUUCCCCGAGAUGAUUCUUUCUCAAUUCGAGCGAGACCAAAACGUCGUGAUGCUGGUCAAAGCUAUGCGCGAUACAUUCGAUUUGACACAGGCGAAAGACAUUCUCGUAGCUAUUAAGCCAGGCUCGAAUCAAGCGCUAAUUCUCAAGACCAUGUUAAAGCAUGUUUCCAUUUGCAAUGACGUUAUCCAGCGCUACGCGAGCGAUAAACAAUUUGUUAAACGUUUGUUUAAGAACAUCACUGGAGAGGCGAGUGAUGAAAUUCAAACUCUCUGCGACACUCUUACGAACCUGAGGCGGGACUUUGUGGACAACGGCAUCAUCAAUAUGCAAAUCGCUGUGCACCUGAUUCAGCAGAGCCUCAGUAUCUUGUCCAAUGACACCACAACUUUAGAUUUUAACGCGAAGAUCAACGAUCUUCCCUACAGAUCUGGUUGGAGUAUGGCUGGUAACAGAUCAGGGUGCCUCGAGGGCACCCGCGCUGAUUUCUUGGAAUACAUUCUUGACUGGAUCAGCAACCAGCAAUCUGUACGUUGUCUCGUCUUAUUCGGCAAACUGGGCACUGGGAAAUCGUCCAUAGCGUUUGAAAUCGCGUCACGCUUCUGUUUCGAUGAGCAUCCCGGAUCUUACUUCUCUUUCGUUCGGGCCCAGAGAUCUAAGCAGACGGACCAUUAUCUUUUCACAACCAUCAUUCGCGACAUGGCUGACCGCUAUCCAUUGUUCAAACUCGAGCUAGGCAAAAUAAUCGCUAACAAUACGCUUCUCAGAACUUCUGAUGACUUCGAUCAGCUAUUUGAAAUUCUACUUUUGAGGCCCCUUCUGGCAGUGAAGGCCAUGAAAACUCCUGACCUCAUUGUUAUUGAUGGCCUUGACGAAAGCGGAGAUCCGGAGACGAUGGCACAUUUCCUUUCGCGAUCCCUUAAAAGGCUCCCUCUUAAUUUUCGUGUGCUUAUCACCUCAAGGUCAGAGGGUAAUAUCGAGUCUUAUUUCCGCGCCAUUCUUGAUCCUCCAUUCAAAAUCAUCCAGAUGGACGAUCCCAACCUAGCGUCCAAAGUGGAGGACGACAUUCGCCUGUACUUUCAAACCCACUUGAAACCCCACCUAUACGAGAAACAUGGCGACGAUUUGGUGAAUAAAGCUAAUGGGCUAUUCCAAUGGGCUUCAGUUGCCUGUGGACACCUCAAGAAGCGUCCAGCAGGUUAUACCGAGAAAGACUGCCUACGUGGCCUUCUCGGCGGUCGCGAAGACGACAAAAAAUUUGGUGAAGGGCUCGCCUCCAACCUCUACAGCCUGUACACCGAAGUGCUAUCCGCACAUUUCACACCCGACAAAUGGACCAUCGUGCGUCCAAGGUUUUGCUUAGUCAUGGGACAGCUUUUGGCUGCGUUUGAAUCCCUUUCUGUGGAUACCCUGACUGAGUUGCGACGGUUCAAUGUUCACGACGAUGACUACGAUGACGAGUCGGUUCCCGCGGUGGUCGAAUGCAUGGGCUCACUUAUGAGUAACGUCACUUCUGGAAAUCAUCACUUACCUGUUGUGCCUCUUCAUACAUCAUUUCGCGACUUCCUCAUAAGUGAAUCGAAUCCACAUAAGAUUGGGCUCAUCAGAAACCAGCACCCUUACGGGGUGCUGGUUCCUGAUGAGCCCAAUCUUACAUUCUCUGUUGACAUUUCUACAGCGCAUGAGGAACUGGCGAACGCUUGUCUUGGAUUGAUGAUACAUGAACUCACAUUCAAUAUUUGUCGACUCGAAUCCUCGCAUCUCCUAAACACCGAUGUGGACGACCUCCAUUCACGCAUUAAUAGGUUUAUUUCUCCUGCUCUACUCUAUGCCUGCCGAUUCUGGGGUGACCAUUUGACUCGCUCUGCGUUCAGCAUCGAACUGCUUGAGAAACUUGAAACUUUCUUUUUCAACAAGUUCCUUUUCUGGUUGGAGAUCCUUAGUGUCACUCAAAACGUGCAAAUUGCUGUUGAAGCCAUCACCGUUGCUACAAAAUGGCUUCAAAUUGGUUUGAUCAUUUCUGACUCGCGUGAAAUGACAGACAGAAUUCGAGAGCUGAUUGACAUGGUUUCAGAUGGCCUUACAUUCGUUCGGUACUUUGGAAAGAUAAUUGCAAUGAGUACACCCCACAUAUACGUAUCGGCUCUCCCAUUUGCUCCUUCUUCUUCUAGAAUUUACAGCACCUAUUCCAUCAAAUUUCCUUCAUCAGUUACGCUCAUAAAAGGGCGCUUAUCCCAUUGGCCAACAAUGGAACUCUCCAUAUCGGUGGACACUCUGAUUGUGUGCGUCGAGUUCUCACCGGAUGGGAAAUGGAUAGCUUGUGGCCUUCUUGAUGGCCCUAUAUGUCUAUGGAACUCUACUACGGGGGCUAUCAAAAAUACCCGGUUUGUGGGACAUACUGGCCAGGUAUACAGUGUGGCCUUUUCUCCAAACGCACAGCAUAUACUUUCUGGCUCUAGUGACCGUACAAUUCGCUUAUGGAAUGUGGCAACAGGCACCCCGGUUGGAGGCCCUUGGACUGGACACACUGGUUCUGUAACUUGUGUCGCGUUUUCUCCAGACGGACGCUAUGUCGUCUCUGCAUCUUAUGAUUGUACCAUUCGAGUAUGGGAUGCUGCUACAGGUUCAACGAUUGGAAACCCAGUCACUGCACAUACAAAGGGCAUACGUGCUAUUGCCUUUUCGCCAAACGGAAAGCGUAUUGUGUCUGGAUCAGGUGAUCUCAAUGUUUGCCUAUGGACGUUCAACUCGGCACAGGGUACAAUUCUGGGCCCAACUGUUUCCUGGAGUGUCCCCAGUAUAGUAUCUUCGGUAGCUUUCUCGCCGAACAGCGAACAAAUUGCCGUUGGAUGCUUUGAUAGGAAUGCAUAUAUAUGGGACGAUUUAUCAGAACUGGCGAAUCCUGUAGCACUAACUGGCCACGCAUUUUCUGUCAACUCGGUUAAAUUCUCACCUGACGGGCAGCACCUUGUCUCCGGCUCUACAGACGGGAAGCUUUUCUUGUGGAACACUAGUACAAAGGCUCUAGACGGCGUUCCACUGAUAGGUCCUCCGGGAAGUGUUCGCUCAGUGGCAUUUUCCUCUGACGGCCAGCGCAUUGCUUCAAUCGCAGAUCAAAUAAUUCUAGUAUGGAACGCCAAUUCUGCCAAACACGCACCACAGACAGGCAGUGUUCCCUCCUAUAAACUCACUGGACCAGUUAGAUCCGUUGCAAUGUCUCCUUCCCAAAAUAGCCCUUUGGCGGCUUCUGGUUCAGAAGAUGGUACAGUCUGCUUGUGGAAUACAGAGACAGAUUGCAUCGUAGCAGGACCGCUACAUGGACAUACUGGCCAAAUAAAUUGGUUUUCGUUUUCCCCGGAUGGAGAACGACUUGUAUCGGCCUCGAAUGAUUGCACACUCUGUAUCUGGAAUGUGGUGGACAGCGGACGGAUGCAAGGAUCGCCUUGUGUGGGUCACACUGAUUCCGUUUGCUGUGUAUGUUUCUUCCCUGAUGGAAAGACAAUUGUCUCUGGCUCUCAAGAUGGGGACGUCUUCCUGUGGGAUACUGAAACCGGGACAGUAACUGAACGCCUACCCAUUGAUCAUCCUGACGCUGUGGUUUCUAUGAACUUUUCUCAGGAUGGGCGACAGUUUGUAAUCGGUCAUCAACGCGGUGUAAUCCAGGUUUGGGAUGUUCUAGAGACAAAAGCAAGUAUGAAACGUCGCUUCGUUGCUCGUGGGGAUAAAGUCGUUAUCAAUGUUGGCUUCAUCUCUGAUGGAGAACUGAUAAUCGCUUGCUUUAUUGAUGGCACGGCCACCAUUUGGAACUCUAACACAGGAGAUAUACUGGAAGAUUCAUUGAAUAUUACUGAUGACCAAGGCACACAGGUCACCUCAGUUUCACUAUCGCUACAUAGUCCUUCCCGUAUCGCUGUCGCCCUCAGAGACCACACUAUCAUUGUAUGGGAUUGGGCCACCUACCCAUUGGUAAAGUCUCUGCCUCCAUUUAAAGGGCAUGUUGGUUUUGUAAACUCUCUUGCCUUUUCGCAAAAUGGAGACCAGAUUGUGUCUGGAUCGGAUGAUUGUACAAUUCGGGUGUGGAAGGUAGAGGCGGAGACAGUCGGCCACGAGGAAUUGCCUUCUGUCGAUAUUUCGAAAGUGGACGGUGACGGGUGGAUACGCGGAGUCCAUGGUGAAUUGAUCAUCUGCAUUCCCCAAACGUAUUUGCCUGCAUUACAGCGUCCGGAAAGCACGGUUGCGAUCUUUGCAAAUAAUCCAAUCCGCCUAGAUUUCUCUAAAUUUUUGCACGGGCAGGAAUGGUAUAGCUCUUAUUCAACAAACACCUGA
Molecule: messenger RNA, 4947 nt
Organism: Psilocybe cubensis
Lineage: Eukaryota; Fungi; Basidiomycota; Agaricomycetes; Agaricales; Agrocybaceae
Exons: 10
Coding region: 1-4947 (1648 amino acids)
Biological process (GO): vesicle transport along microtubule; nuclear migration; establishment of mitotic spindle orientation
Cellular component (GO): nuclear envelope; cytoplasmic microtubule; kinetochore
Molecular function (GO): dynein complex binding; microtubule plus-end binding
Source: RefSeq, a predicted model, not a curated record